UCAAAUUGUAGCAGUUUACAAGGGAGGUUGGGUGCAAGUGAAGAUCACGUGGCAGUUCGUUUACAAACACUGUUUCCUAGGUGCCGCUGACUUGGAGUUGCAUGAAGAAAGGAGCUUCGAGAUUGCAGUGUCUAUGUACCGGUUUUUGUAAAGGUAGCAGGUGAACUAUGACGAGUAUGAACCCACCUGAAGGAGCGGAGGAAGAAGCGAAAGGGCCGAGAAUAGAUUCCGAAGAUCCACAAGAAAGAAUAAACACUCGCCGACUGCGAAUUGCUGCCAGAGUGGAGGCCAAGAAAAGAGAAGCCCUAGAAGAUCCAAAUGCAAAAACAGACAUUGAGGAGGUGCUGAGUAAGAGUCGUAAGCAAAUUGAGGAAAGCUAUCAGAGACUAACAAAACUUCAGAGGGAUGGAACUCAGUUGGUUACUAACAUCCAGGUAGCUGAAGAUGCAAGAGAAGCACAGAGGCGAAUAGAAGAAGAAGAAGCUCGUAGGUUAAGGACUGAAAAGCUGGAGAAUGAGGCCAAGACAAGCCAAGAGAAAUAUGAGGAAAUCUCUAAGAAGUGGAUAUCUGCAAAGGCAAAGGAAAUACCACAGGACCUCAGAGAUGUACUAAACAUGCAACAGCAGCAAUGUGCUUACUUAAUUGAGGAGAAAAACAAACUCAUCACUGAUCUACAACAGGAAUUGAGAAGCAAGGAUGAUCAGUAUGUGAAGGAACUGAAGAAGGAGGCAGAAGACAUUGACCUUUUGAUUGAGAGGAUGGAGGAGCAGAUAAAGAGCUUAACAAAAUGCUACAGUACAGAGCUACAUCAAAUUGAGAGGGCCUUUGAACUGGAACGACGUGAGCUGCUAGCAGAUAACCAACAGAAGUGGGAGCAAAUGAUGCAGGAACGCCGUGACAAAGAGCUAGAAUAUUUAACGACUCGCAUGAGGAAGGUGGAGGAAUAUGAGCAAUUGCUGAAACAGUUGCGAGUACAAGAUGCAGAAGAGUACAACAUGAUAAAAAUCAAACUGGAGACAGAAGUUCAGAUUUUAGAGCAGCAACUACAGCAAAUGAAAGCAACUUACCAACUAAACCAGGAGAAACUGGAGUAUAAUUUCCAAGUGCUAAAGAAACGAGAUGAGGAAAAUACAAUUACCAAGUCUCAGCAGAAGAGGAAGAUCACACGGCUGCAAGAUAUUUUGAAUAAAUUAAAGAUAAAAUUUGAUAAACAAGUAAAACAGUACCAAGAAGACAAUCAGGCAUUGACUGAUGACUAUAAGAGAAUUACAGAACAGUAUAAAGAGCUGCAAAAAAAAAUGAGGCAUUUUGCUGUUGUUGAUACUAGGAAGUUCUAUGAAAUAUGGAUCAUGAAUGAAGAAGAAAUAAAACAGUUAGCUCAGAAAGCGUUUGAAGUUGAUCGCCUCAUUCAUGAGCAGCAGUUGGGAUUGCCUUGGAUAAUGCCCGAGUUUUGGUUUAUGGAGAAUAUGGGGCCUGUCAUACCACAGUACAAAAAGAAGAAAUCUGCUGUUCAACUUGCUGAAGAAGUUAUGUUCUCUGCAGCAAGUCAGGUUGUUGUUGAGGAUAGCAAGACUCAUUCAUAUCAAACUUCAGCAAGUCAACAAAUAAAGGGGAAAAUGGACUCUGAAGACUCAGGACAUCGCUCUGAUUCCUCUACUGUUUCAAGACCUACCCUUAAAAUGUUAUUGGAGCUCCUCUGUGAUGAGUCAGGUUUCCUGAUAGAGAGUAAACUCCUUAAGCUGCUUUUGCCAUUGGAAAGAGAUGAACAGUCCCUUUUGAAGCUGGAUGCUGUAUUCCAGGCAUUGGGAAUUGAAAAUGAAGAUGAUGUCUACAAAUUAGCAGAGUUCCUCAUCAGAUACAAAGAACAGCAGCAAUCAGAUGACCAGGAUAGAGAUGAAGAAAAAGAAGCUCUGCUCCAAGAAGAGGUUUACCCAGGCCAAGAAGAACUCAGCAGUGAUGCUCAUAUGGAAGGUAAAAGAAAACCAUUGUUAUUUCGGCCGUAUGCAUCAAACCUCAUUCAUCCUGAUGAUGUCCUGAAGGCUGUCCGUGCAUUUGUUACCGAACACCAAAAGCAGAGAGAAAGGACUCAUCAGACUAAGCUGGUUAAUCUUGAUGAACGAGAUGACACUGAGGAUGCAGCAUACUGGGAGGCCAUAGCCAAUGUGAUUCCGUCAAGUAAAGUGAAAGUUUGGGAAGCACUGUUAUCAGCAAUGGAGAAACACCAUCACAUUUUAACUGAGAGAUCAACUUUGAUCACAGAAACGGAUAGUUUGAAGCAACAGAAUACAGAGCUUAGAAUGUUACUCCACCAGUAUAUCAACUCCACAGUGACAGCUCAAUUGGAAAUUCCACCAAUGCAGACAGUUCAGAUGCAGUUUUCACAGACCUGAAGAACUCUAUUGAAAGCAUACUUUUAGUCAAACUGCCUUGUGCAGUUGGCUUCUGAGAAAUGUGAAAAUGUAUAUUUUCCUUGAAUACCCGUUUUUCUUAUUUAUUUAUUUUUUUGAGUAAUGAUUCUAGUGUAAUUAAACGUUACCAGACACACAGAAGCAGAGGUAUAGCUAGCUAUAUUUGCACCUGGUUCCAUUCCCCAAUCCGGUCCCCCUUAACUUUAAUUAAAGUGGGAAAAAACACUUGUAGCAAGCAGCAGUUACAGUUUAUGCCACACAGGAGUCCACAAUGCUUCAGUUCUGACAGCAAAUAAAAUACCAGCAUGUCAUACCUUUCAACCUGGUAUCACAAGAAAUCUAGACAAAACCUAAAAUAAUGGUGGGACAAAGGCCCAAAA
Molecule: messenger RNA, 2788 nt
Organism: Protopterus annectens (West African lungfish)
Lineage: Eukaryota; Metazoa; Chordata; Ceratodontiformes; Protopteridae
Gene: DRC1
Product: dynein regulatory complex subunit 1
Exons: 17
Coding region: 168-2390 (740 amino acids)
Biological process (GO): axonemal dynein complex assembly; regulation of cilium movement; cilium-dependent cell motility
Cellular component (GO): axonemal dynein complex; axoneme
Source: RefSeq, a predicted model, not a curated record